AGUGUGUGUUUGUAUCCGGACUGUGUUUGAUCUUCAUGCGCAGUUCGGACAGAAUGAGCUGCAGCUCUUAUUUCACAAACUUCUGCGGUAUUAAAACAUUAAAACAUUCCUGCGGGGAUUUCAGAGGCUUUAAAAUCUCACACGCGCUUUCACAAGGAAAGAAACACACAUAUAAAGUCUCGCAUUGUAAAGCUGCGGUCAGCAGUGAGAAACAUUUGAAAAUGGCUUCAUACGCGUUACCGGAGGGAUUCAGUGAUUUUGACAUGUUCGCCUUCGGGUCCGCGCUGCUGGUCGGCGGCCUUCUCGGCUUCUUCCUUAAUUUUAUCUCGGCCAUGGCGUUCCUGCGAGUGCGAGAGAUGCAGACGCCCAAUAACUUCUUCAUCUUUAACCUGGCAGUGGCUGAUCUGAGCCUCAAUAUUAACGGUUUAGUGGCUGCUUACGCCAGUUAUCUGAGAUACUGGCCGUUCGGGUCCGAAGGCUGUCAGAUUCACGCUUUUCAGGGAAUGGUAUCGAUUCUCGCCGCCAUCAGUUUUCUGGGUGCCAUUGCUUGGGACAGAUAUCAUCAGUACUGUACUAAGCAGAAGAUGUUCUGGAGCACAUCUGGAACUAUCAGCGCCCUCAUCUGGAUUCUGGCCGUGUUCUGGGCGGCUCUUCCGCUGCCUGCCAUUGGCUGGGGAGUUUUUGACUUUGAGCCAAUGAGAACCUGCUGCACACUCGACUACACCAUCGGAGACAGGAAUUACAUCAGCUACAUGCUGACCAUCACUGUACUGUAUCUGGCCUUCCCUGUUCUCAUCUUGCAGUCCUCCUACAGCAUCUAUGCAUACUUCAAAAAGACACACCACUAUAAGUUUAACACAGGUUUACCGCUGAAGGCGCUGCUGUUCUGCUGGGGACCUUAUGUUGUGAUGUGCACAUACGCCUGCUUCGAGAACGUCAGUCUCAUUUCACCCAAGCUCAGGAUGGUCCUCCCGGUGCUCGCAAAGACGUCUCCGAUCUUCCACGCCGUCCUGUACGCGUACGGUAACGAAUUCUACCGCGGAGGAAUCUGGCAGUUCCUCACGGGACAGAAACCUGCGGACAAAAAGAAAUGAGAGUCAAAGAGCUUCAGCUGUUUCGUCCGUCCAUGUAAUGCCGUAUUGAGAAGAAUCUACAAGAGUUUACACAUGAUGAUGUUUAUGUCAAAUCAGUGCCUUAACACAUUUAUUUGUCCAGAAUUUCCCUGAAUUAUUAAUUGAAGACUGACGUACAGUGUGAAGCCUUAUUUCAGUAGUCUGAAGUGUGAGAGAUGAGAAUUCAUUCAGGACACAGUCGUUUAGCGAUUUCAUUGUUGUUGUCUUAAUAUCUCUGUUGACUAAAGCAUCUGAGUCCAGUAUUCAUGUGUGAAUCUAUGAAGAAAGAGGAUUUUUCUAACCAAAACUGAAUGAACCGCUAACAACAAAAGGGCCUUUCUUUGUUAAUCCACAGAAUAAACGUGAGGCACAAGUUUCUUCAGAUGCUUAUUAAAACUCAACUAGUAUCACCGAAGAGCUUGUUGACAUCAGAGGGUCAUUUCCUUCUUCAUUAGUUUAUCUGGUUUCCUGUCAGCUGACUCACUGAACGCUCUCAUUGAUCUAUGUGUUAGUUUGGAGUCCAGAUGGCUAAAUUAUGCAGAUGCUUUUAUUCAAGUCCAUGCACCGCAUGUUCAUUCCCACAGGUUCAGAGAUCUUCAGGAUCUUUUCAGUCAGCAGCUCAGGUCUUUAAACUCUGGGCUAAUAAUCAACAUGCACAUUUAGGAUUAAGAGUUCUCCAGGCUUUUGUAAUCUUCAGUAAUUCCUCUGCACAAGGAGCUGCUCUCAUAUCAGUAGAUUUGGGUUUCUGACGUGCGUUUGGAGCCCAAAGCGGAUCAGGACAUUAAUACGGCGGUCAAAGGGCGACUCUCAGACCCGCUGACCUACAGGUCUCUGAAACCACCGUGUUCCUCAGAAACACACCAGUGCACCAGUUCAGUCAUUCAUUGAGCUUUUUCCCUUCAUUGUCUUUAUUCUACUUUUAAAGCAAGUCAGUGUUGUGUUUACAUCUUGUAUUUACGUGUUUUAACAUGAGUUAAACUGAACAUAGCUAAAAAAAAAACUUUAUAACACUGUUCAGAUCAGUAGCAUAUGCAGAUAUUUUGGGAUAAAGUAGAGUUUCAUGGGAAUGCUUUGUCUUUUUUUCUGGAUAUUUGCUCUUUAAGCUGUUCUAAAGAUAUUUAAAGGUUUUCAAAACAGUGAUUUUGUCAACUCUGAUUAAGCUCAAGCAGGGCACAGAUUCAGCUCUAUUUGUGGACAGACACUAGUUCACACGGCUCCUCGUCUCUGCGGACACAGACGCUUUCUAUCUCAGUCUUUAAGGUGCCGUUGACCCCAUAAGCAGGAUUGACUCCUGGACUCUUCUCAGAAACAGCCUUUGAAAUAGACGUGAAGAGCGAAAACACUUAAAAGAAACUUUCACACGGUCAUGAAGCUCGAGAUUAGAUCACAGUGCUGAAGAUUUUCCCUGAAUGUUUGACCAGUUUCUCUAACCCAAACCUGACAGACACGUCCAAUCACAAUACAGAUUCAAGACUACAUUUACAUUUAAUCAUUCAGCAGAUGCUUUUAUCCAAAGCCACAGAGAAAUAGAAGCAGUUAAACUAACAAAAGGGCAACAAUAUGUACAGUAAGUGGUGUGUAAAAAAAGAGUAGAAAGUGUUAAUGGGUCAAGGGUUGACAAAAAAGAUUUCUUGAAAAUGGAUAAAGACUCAACUGCUCGAUUUCUGAAUAACUGAUGUGAUUCAAUAUUGCAGUAAUGAUCUGGUCAGUGUCUUAUGAUUGAUCGUUCAAAUGUAAGAUCUAAAAGAAACACCAUCAGUGAAGAGAAAAAGCUCUGAAGUUAGGUAAGAUGCAAUAAUAAUGCCACAUCUGCUCGUGUGGUGUCUGUAAAAGAGUCAGUUUUAUUUGGGUAAAUGUUACGACACAAUUUCUUGCAGAUGUGUUUCAUGGUAUCUGAGGACGAAGGUCGGUUUGUUUAAUCAUUAGUUCCUGCUGCGCUCCAAACAUACUGAGAUGAAAAGACAACGUGAGAAGAAGACAUUCAUACAAAACAACAAUCUACUCCAGUGUUUGCCAUAUGAGUCACUAUAACACAUGUACUUAUUAUGGUUAUACAUGUGGCCCUGGUUACACUUCCAAAAUUAAAUGCCAUUCCAAAUGAAAGUUUUGGAGAAUGUUCAUUUAAUUGUACCAUUCCUGACAGAUAAUGAAAUAAUAACUAUA
Megalobrama amblycephala (Wuchang bream) is the source of this 3275-nucleotide messenger RNA. RefSeq names its product retinal G protein coupled receptor b (gene rgrb). Lineage: Eukaryota; Metazoa; Chordata; Actinopteri; Cypriniformes; Xenocyprididae. Gene Ontology annotation, biological process: phototransduction; G protein-coupled receptor signaling pathway; visual perception. The record is from RefSeq and is a predicted model, not a curated record. Gene Ontology annotation, molecular function: G protein-coupled receptor activity. Gene Ontology annotation, cellular component: membrane.